ACGUGAGAGAUUUGUGUCAGCUCUCAGGUCGUGUGUAACUGCACCAUUUGUCGAAUGUAGGUGAUGACCCGUGCUAUUUGUUCAAUUAAUGACAUUUAGACUUGCGUUUCGUAAUGGUAGAUAUAUUUAACAAUUAUAUUUUUAACUUUUAUCAUGUUGCCAAAUUAGAGCGUGAAAACUACAUUUGUGACUUGAAGAAUGUGAGGUUAUUUCUCCGUCGACCUCGUUGUUUUACCACUUGUAUAUACAUUAUUGAGAAAUUCGUUUAAUGAUCGAUAUAAUAUGAUGAAGUGUUAUUAUGACGUGCUAGGAGUUCCAAGAGAUGUAAGUGACGAAGAAUUGAAAAAGUCGUACAGGAAACUAGCUUUGAAGUGGCACCCAGAUAAAAAUCCUGACAAUGUAUCAGAAGCCAGAGAGCAGUUUCAGCUUGUGCAACAAGCGUACGAGGUUUUAAGUGAUCCUCAUGAACGAUCGUGGUAUGAUUCUCACAGAGAGUCCAUUCUUAGAGGCGCUGGAAGUGAUUAUAAGGAUGAUAGCCUUGAUGUAUUUCAUUACUUCACACCCUCAUGCUUUAAAGGUUAUGGUGAUGAUGAUAAAGGUUUUUAUGCAGUGUACAGAGAGGUGUUCAAUAAACUGGCAGCAGAAGAUUCAGAAUAUAUGACAGGCGAUGAUAGUGAUUUUGAAGCACCAAGCUUUGGUAACUCAAAAAGUUCCUAUGAAGAUGUAGUGCAUCCAUUCUAUGCAUACUGGCAGAGUUAUUCUACAAAGAAAUCAUAUGCUUGGUUAGAUCCAUAUGAUAUCAGGGAUGCUCCGAACAGGCGCGUUGUGCGUGUAGUGGAGAAAGAAAACAAGAAAAUUCGUGAUAAAGCCCGUAAACAGCGGAAUGAGGAAGUUCGAAACCUGGUGGCAUUUGUUCGUAAAAGGGAUAAACGAGUCCAAUCACAUGUGAAGUUGUUAGAAGAACGUACAGCAGAAAAUGCAAAAAAAGUAGAAGAGAGAAGACAGAAGCAUUUAAAGGAACGACAAGAAGCAAUGAAAAAUUAUAAAGAAUCAGAAUGGACAAAAUUUUCAAAUGUUGAAAAAGAACUUGCAGCUAUUGAAGCAAAUCUUGCCGCAGAAUUUGGGGAUAGGGAUGCAUCUUCAUAUGGAGAGUCUGAAAGUGAUAGGGAAGAAGAGUUGGAAGCAGCUGUUAACUCAUUAUAUUGUGUUGCAUGUAACAAAGUAUUCAAAACUGAGAGAGCAUUUUCAAAUCAUGAGAACUCUAGGAAACAUAAAGAGAGUGUCGAAGUGUUGAAAGCAUCGGUGUUGGAUGAAGAAGAGGCAUUGGCUGUGUCAGAAAAUAAACAAAGUAUUGAAGAUUCUUAUGGUUGUUUGGAAAUUACAUCCUUAAAUGAAAUUCCAUCUGAUUUUGAUAUAUGUUCAGAAAUUGAAUUAGAGGAAUCUGAACCUCUAGAAGUACAAUCAAAAAAGAAAAUCAAGAAACAAAACAAAAUCAGGGUAGCAAAUAUUUGUAAUGUUACUGAUGAAAGUACAUCAGACAUUGAAUUCCAUAUGUCUUUAGGAUGGUCUAAGAAGCAACGUAAAAAGCACUGUCAGAUGAUGCAGGUGCAGCAGAGAAUAGCUUCUGAUAUCAACACUGAAGAAAGUGGGGCUGAGAAUAAUAUUGCUGACAGUAUCACAACAGAGAAUUUGAGUGAAGAUUUUGAUGUUUCUGCAGAGAAACUGAAAGGAAGGAAAGCAAAAGUUACAAGAAAAGACAUAAAAGUAGAUGUAUCAAAGGAGGGGAAAGUUAAUAAUAGGAAAGAAGAUGCAGAUGGAAUGAAGGAAGAAGGAAAAUCAGAUGAUGCAGAUUAUGUUAAAGUAAAGAAUAAAAGGGCUAAGGGGGUGAAAAAGAAGGGCACAAAAGAUGGAAAUGAUGUCACUGAUAAUAUCAAAGAUUUAAAUCAUUGCUGUGUUACUUGUCAUUCUGAAUUUCCAUCUAAGAAUAAACUAUUUGAUCAUCUUAAGAAAACUGGCCAUUCAGUGUUCAUCCCUUUUUUGGCAGAGACAUCAACUAAGGAGAGGCUGGAUGACAGGGUAAAAGUGAAGACAAAAAGAUCUAAAUGAAGAUACUGUUAGGACAUCAAAUUAAAUUAAAUUAAAAUUAGUGCCACUUUUAUUUUGUGUUAUGCUUACAUAAAGUCACUAUCUUCAUGGAGUAGUAUAGGGCAAAUGAUUCAGUUGCUGUUUAAUAUAAAUUUAAAUACUUAUUCAUAAGUUAAAAGAAAUAGGACUGAAUUUUUCAAGUGAUUUCAGUGAAAGAAGUUGUAGUUAUAUCUCUAGCUUGCAUUUUUGUUAUUGUAAAAUCAUUAAGAAAAUGUGAAGCAAACUUGAGGGCAGGAAUGUGAAAGUCUUUUAGUUGAACCCAUGGCAAAUGGUAAUGUAAUCCUAUGUUUUUUAUCACAUUAUCACAGCCAGUAUCUAAUGUAUAUGAUGGGCAUUGGGAUUGACCAGUUUAUGAUGAGAUUGAAAGACUUGAUUGCUGAAGUCAGCAAGUUAUCUGCUUCUCCCUGGAAAAUUAACUAUAAAUCCCUUGCUUGCUCAGGCCAGUGCACACUCAUUCUUGAAGCAGUGUGCCUGUAUGUGAUUUGCAAAGUUAGAGUGGGAUGCACAAUUAGCGCUCGAAGAAUAAUAGGGCAGUAAAUUCUGACAACCUUUUUUGAGCAAUUGACUGAAGAAAAAACCACAUUGGAACUUCAUAUGGGACAAUGUUACAGCCUACACAGCUCAUUAACCUGUGAGUGUUUUCCCUGAAAUUUUUGGUGAAUGAAUGGUAAGUGAAGGACUGUAGAAUGUCUGCUGACCUAAUUUAAAUCUUUAUGAAUUUCAUUUAUGGGGCACACUAAAAGAUAAAUUGUCUGUGAAUAAUUCUAAUUCACUACAAGAACAAAAAAAUUUGGUAUGAAAUUUCUGUUAUUCCAAGACAACUUUGCCAUGUGUCUAGAAACAUUUUUUCAAGAUAUGAUGCCUGCACAGAAGCAGGUUUGCACUUUGAAUUUUGUUAGGUCAUACCAUAGAGAGGAAAAUGGCAGCAAAUAUUCAGCUUCACCUGAAGAUGGCUGUCUUCCGGGUUGCAGCGUGUAGUCUGGUGGAAGUUUACCCUGAAGACAGCCAUCUUCGGACUCACCGCUAUGAAAACCUCAAAUUAUGCAAUCAGCUUCUCCUGCUGUUCUGUGUGAAGAGCUUGCUAUCACUGUACAGGACUUGGACUCAAGAUAAACAGAGACCAUAUUUUUCUGUCAUGGUUUAUAUUAAGGUUGUUUGGGUCAGGUAACUAUUUGUUAUAAUAGUCAUACAGUCAGAUCAGUUUUAGUGGUAACACUGGCAUGACAUUUGUUGCAAGCUUGUUUCUGAUUGCCUCACUUUCUCACAGUAAGUUUGUUUUAUUACUGUAGCUGAUUAUUGUCAUCUUUCCUGUCCAAAACGUACAUACAUACACAGAAAUACUUUGUAAUAUGACCUUGUAUAUUCUUACUGGGCUACAAUUUUGCAGAUGAGUCUUGAAUGCAAACAUAUUGCCCUGUGGAUGAGUUUUGAAGACAUAUUAAAAACAAAUUAAACUCUU
Messenger RNA from Zootermopsis nevadensis, 3604 nucleotides. RefSeq names its product dnaJ homolog subfamily C member 21. Gene Ontology annotation, cellular component: cytoplasm. The record is from RefSeq and is a predicted model, not a curated record. Lineage: Eukaryota; Metazoa; Arthropoda; Insecta; Blattodea; Termopsidae. Gene Ontology annotation, molecular function: nucleic acid binding; zinc ion binding.